AUCAAUUGGAAGUAUCAAACCAAAUCGUCCAACAAAUAUUGUCUUGGCAUGAAUGACAACAGAUGUAACUGGCCUAGAGGCAAAGUAAUGGGCGGUAGCAGCGUGCUAAACUAUAUGAUCGCAACCAGAGGCGGCGCCGAGGAUUACGAUCGAUGGGCUAAGAUGGGGAACAAGGGCUGGGCUUACAAGGAUGUCCUUAAAUACUUUAAAAAGCUGGAGACGAUCGAUAUCCCAGAGCUGCAAUCGGACACUAUUUAUCACGGAACUAAGGGACCGUUACAUAUCUCUUAUCCGUUAUACCAUACACCAUUGGCAGAGGCUUUCUUAAAAGCUGGUAAAGAGCUGGGAUACCCACUGUUGGAUUAUAACGGAAAGAAUACGAUAGGAUUUUCAUAUGUACAGGCCACAAUGAUAAAUGGCACCCGCAUGAGCAGCAACAGAGCCUAUCUACAUCCAGCAAGAAAUCGUCGGAAUCUUCAUGUGACACACGAAAGCAGGGUGAAAAAAAUAUUGAUUGAUCGUCACACAAAUCGGGCGAUUGGCGUGGAAUUUAUCAAACAUCGUCGAAUUAUCAGUGUGUUUGCAAGCAAAGAGGUAAUUUUAUGCGCGGGUGCUGUCGGAUCACCACAAUUACUAAUGUUGUCUGGCAUCGGACCGGCCAAACAUCUUAGCGAACUCGGCAUAAAUAUCGUCCGGGAUUUGCCGGUUGGUGAAAAUCUGAUGGAUCACGUAGCUUUUGGCGGGCUAACGUGGACAGUGGAUGAGCCAGUAAGUAUUCGACUGGCCGAUAUGAUAAAUCCCACUCAUCCAUUUAUGAGAGAUUUUCUGAUGAGCCAAUCGGGACCAAUAACGAUCCCAGGUGCAUGCGAAGCUCUCGCUUUCAUUGACACCAAACAU
This is a messenger RNA of Mycetomoellerius zeteki, 897 nucleotides long. RefSeq names its product glucose dehydrogenase [FAD, quinone]-like. The annotation marks the transcript as partial. The transcript has a single exon. Lineage: Eukaryota; Metazoa; Arthropoda; Insecta; Hymenoptera; Formicidae. Gene Ontology annotation, molecular function: oxidoreductase activity, acting on CH-OH group of donors; flavin adenine dinucleotide binding. The record is from RefSeq and is a predicted model, not a curated record.